Cephus cinctus (wheat stem sawfly) is the source of this 3385-nucleotide messenger RNA. RefSeq lists its product as uncharacterized. Bases 323 to 2842 code for a protein of 839 amino acids. The record is from RefSeq and is a predicted model, not a curated record. Gene Ontology annotation, molecular function: phosphatidylinositol binding. Gene Ontology annotation, cellular component: intracellular membrane-bounded organelle. NCBI's taxonomy places the organism in Eukaryota, Metazoa, Arthropoda, Insecta, Hymenoptera, Cephidae. The transcript is spliced from 8 exons.
UACGUCAUUUUACAAUUGAUAUUCAACCUAACACGUAUAUUCAACAAGUCAGGAUUGUAUAAAAAUUUUAUUCUAGUCCAUUAAGUGACAAUGGAUACAAUGACUUUAUUUGUGAAUAGAAUAAUCGUAUUUUCGGAGCUUUUAAACGUCUUGACAAUCUACGAAUAACGGAUAACGUAUUGAGGUUACUGUAUUAAAUGAUUGUCAAAGGACAUAACAAUUUGACAGUGGCCUGGAUUACACUUCAUUUGUGUAUCUCUAUGUAGUAAAAUGUAAAUUAAUAAUGCUAUAAUUUGUAAUCUAUACAAAACAAGUGCUCAAAAUGGAGAAAGUUAUACCAAUGAGUUGGUUGAACCAAAUGUUAUUAUUGCUAAGUAUCGUUUCUGCAGUUCUAUCUAUAAUUAUCUCAGAAUGGUUUGGGAACAGAUCUCUACCAGUAUAUAUCCCAAUUUUGUGGGCAAUUUUCAUUACUAUAUUAUCUACGUGGCUCAGUUGUUUCCUCCUGAGACUUGCGUUGAAAGCCACUACUCCAAUUAAUAUAGAACUAAUUACUGGCUGGAUACGAGAUCGUUUGGAGAAUUAUUUAACAUGUAAUAUUGAAACUGUUGCUAAGUCUAAAGGUGCUAUACAUAACAACAAAGAAGUAAAUGAUAUACAAUCAACAAAUGUUCAAAGAAUCAGUAACAACGUUGCAAAGGAUGACAAAGGCACUCAGCAGUUAUAUUGUAAACAAAGCCAAAAUGAAUUAAAGACAGGAAAAGUGGACAACGCUUCUAUCAUAAGAAAAUUGGAUCUUGACAGAUUAGUAAUACAGAUCGAUGUGAAGUUUAUUAGUAGUUGGUAUAAGAAUUUAAGCAGUGAUAAGACAUUUCCUGAUGAAGCAAAAGGGUUAUUAAGAAAAUUACUAAACAGAUUGCAACACCAAGUAACCUCAUUGGAUAAAAUAAAAUUGACAAGUAAACUUGCUGAUGUUUUAUUGCUGCAUUUGAAGGAGUAUCGAAGAGCUCUACGAAGAGUAAAAAAAGGAACAGCAUCAAACUUAGAAGAAGCAUAUCGCUGUGUGCAUCCAGGAUCACGAAGCACAACUGCUUUAGAACACACAUUGCAUCGACUGGUCACUAUAUUAGCAAGAGAGUUCUUACAGUGGGAACUGACCAGCUCGCUGCCUUGCAAAUUACUCUUGUCUAUUUUAGCCAGUAGACUGUUGCAGGGAAUUCACACUGCCAGUUGUCCCAAUUUGAUCUAUGAAAAAUUAGUGGUGCUAUUGAGCGCUGCGCCAACGGAAAAUGGAACCACAGCCGUAACGAAUCACGGAAUUGUAUCGCAAGCUUUGGGUGGUGGAAUUGCAUCCGCAACAGCUGCUGUGAUUCCACGACCAUUACCAAAACAAAAUUCAGCUUUAAGCACAUCUACCGAUUCCAAAAGUGAAAAUCAAACUAUAUCAUCUCAAAAUGCAGAAAGGUCUUCCUUAUGCCUAGAGGGCCUUGCUAUUAGUCAUCGAGGUCUCUGGGGUGAUGUCAGUAUUUCAGAGCCAGAUUCUGAAUUGGACGAAGAUCGUUUAUCGCCAGUGUACGAAGAGCCAACAGAUUUCGCUACAACCAUUGCCAGACUUAGAAAUCUCUUACAACAAAAGUCGACGGCUACAACACCACUUCAAGUCGAAGAGAAAUCCUGUACCGUAUACGAAGGUAGCCAAUUCACAAAUCUCGCUAUUCCGUGGACAGAAUUUUAUACUGCUCCGGAUGGCUCUCAACAACUCUUGUAUUGUAUACAAUUUGAUGAUGUGGAACAACAUGGUGUUGAUAUGUUUGAAACAACAACAGCAACAGUUAGAAGACAGUACUCCGACUUCGUGCAGCUUCAUGGCAGUUUGGAAGAGGUACCGUCCUUAUCGGGCAUCAUGUCUGACAUGUCUUUACCAGAAGGAGGACGUGUGGAAAUGGAAAAUUAUUUGAAGACUCUUUGCACACGCUUGUCAAUAGAGUCGCCACCACAGCUUCGACAUUUUCUUCGUCCCAGCAGUGGCGUCGGAAAAAAGGCAGACGUCGUGGUGCCAAGAUUAGAUAGGUUCCUGGCGAAAACUGUCAGUGGAAUGUUUAAUACUUUGAAGACCGUUGUUCCUGGUUUUGAAAUGGAUCAAGAAGAAGACGUUGUUCCACUGCCAACUUUGAUGCCACUAGCAGACAUUCCAUGGAGAUUCGUGGAAGAUGUUAAAUCGAGGAGUGUGGCAGUGGAACUCCAACAACUGGUUGCUGAAAGAAUAGACUACUGUUCUGUAGAUACUGCUUAUGAAGCAGUCGAUUCUGUAGAAGGUAGUGGGGAUUCAGAACUACUCUCUCAUUGGUUGGAUACUGUCAAUACUCCCUAUGAUGAAGAACUAGAGGAAUUGGACUGUAAUUUGACCUUGACCCGUGUAAGCAUAGAUCUUAUAUGCGAGGUAUUAGCAGGUAUCGGUAGCAACAAUACCCUGCAGCAGGAAGCUGUUGUACGAUGGACAAAAUUGCUAUUUGGAAAUGUCAUUGAACCAGUUUUACAAAAUAUCAUUCUUCGACUGUCAAAUAAAUUCAGUAACUUGACGCUAUUCUCGACCAGCCAAACGGAUGAAUCAAAAGAGUCAAUAGAUUCUUUGAAGGAAAAAUUAGUGCGAUUACUUAUGGAUAAAAUUCCGUCUGACGUGAAAUUAUUAGUUGGAGAAGAUGACAUGAGGGAAGGUCUACGAUUUUUGUUGGGAUCAUUGGAGGUGAAGAAAAUCAAUCAAGAUUUCAGUCUACAAAUAUUAGAUGUAUUGGCAUCGCAGCUGUUGGCAUCAUGUAGAUCAGAUCAUCAUAAUUCAACUCCAUGAUUAAGGUGCAAUUCUUCGGUAAGUUAUUAUUUAUGAGUAUUUUUGUUUGCAUUUAUAUAAGCGCAUAAUUUAUACCGAGAUUAUUGACACUGUGUGUAAGUAAUGUGCCAUAACUUCAUAUGAAAUAUUCAACAUUCCUUUAGCAAUUCGAUUCGAAAAGAAAUAAGAAUAUUGCAAAUUUGAUAUUAUUUAGUAAUUACUUAUUUUCAUUUGAAAAAAAAAUUUAAUUUCAAUAGUUUAAUGUGCUAAAGGGUCAUGUACCUGACUGUAGUAUUGUUGCAAAAAGAACAAAAAUAUUUUGUAUCAUAGAUAAAUGCGACAUCCCCAAAUGACAAAAUGAAAUUAUUGUUUUACAAUUGUCUCGGUUAUCAGCAGAUCUGUGUAUAAAAUAUCAAUUUGGUAUUUGUUACAUUACAUCAGGACUAUGUUUUGUAUAAAAGUUUUAUUGGUGUUUUAGAUAACUUGUAAGAUACUUGUUAAUCUCUCUGGCAGUACCAGCAUAAUCCAAAGAUUAUGAAAUAUAUUAACACGAUGGAAACAGUA